GAGAAUCCAGUGUACCUUGGAGGACACGCGAGGGGGAGGAAAGCGCGUCUGUUUUGGAGACCUUGCGGAAUACACACAGCACAAGCACCGAUGGAGAGAAAGGACCAUUAGCCAUAGUCCUGGGGAAAUACGCAGAAGCAGUAUUCCAUGUCUCUCCUCUGCCCUGUUAUUGAUGGGAAACCAACUGGACCGGAUCACCCACCUGAACUACAGCGAGCUACCCACCGGGGAUCCAUCGGGCAUCGAGAAGGACGAGUUACGUGUUGGCGUGGCGUAUUUCUUUUCCGAUGAGGAGGAAGAGCUGGAUGAUCGAUCGCAGUCGGACAGCUUUAAAGACAACAACAGCCCGAGCAAAGACGGUCCGGUUGCGCGCAACGAAAUCGAGUACACGGCUUUCUGCUGCCAGGAAUGUAUUUACUCCAAACUGCGAGAAAACGAGGACCUGAAUGUUUAUUCGGUGAAAACUUUAUUGACCAUGUGCAAACCAGGGGAUCUACUGGAGUUAGUGGCCAACGCACAACCCCCGCACUGGGCGAUCUUCGAAGGGGAGGACCAGGUUAUUCACCUUUACAAGGGGGAGAUUCGCAAGGACAGCUUGUUUGAGAUCAGCUGCGGUCGGCAGGCUAGGAUAGUGAACAAUCGGUACCGCUACCGGCCGCUGCCCGCUGAUUUAGUGAUGCAGAACGCGAGCGGGCACGUGGGGCUCAGCAGUGGCGAGAUUUGCUGGACGAACUCGGAAAGUUUCGCAGCCUGGUGCCGUUUCGGCAAGCGGGAGUUUAAAGCGGGCGGGGAGGUGCACUCCGUCGAGCAGCGCUACUUUCUGAAGGUGCACCUGUCCGAGAGCACCGCGCACACGCUCAUGUUCCGCAGCCUGGAGGAGAUGAUACGCGAGAGACGGCGCGUGGACGCCAGCGGCAUCCUGAAGGAGCUGUCGCUGGUGACCGGCAAGGAAUGAGCGCUUGGGACUCUCUGCAUGCCUUGAGCAAGGGCUGCCUAUACCUUCGUUUCAGGACUUUGGGAGGGUUGUUGCGUAUUUGUGUGAACAUGUUUUGGCAAAGACAACGCCCCUUUUGGUUGUGCUGUGAGAACCGAUGGCCCCACUAAAGUCACCCAGUACCUUUAAAAAGGAAAAAGAUAAACCAUAAGGUGAGCCCUCAUCACAGAUAUCGCCCAUGAACCUCAGCCCCUCUCAAAUUCGCACCCGAGCCCUGCUGCGGCAGAUGGUGACCACGACGCGUUCAUGUCUGUGGCAAGCCGUUUUGACAUUUACUCCUUAUAACUAAUAUGUUGUGUUUAAUACUACUAUUCUUAUAUGUUCUAGUGCCUAUUCCAGUUGUUAGCAAAAUCUGUAGUCAUACUAGUGAUUGAAACCAUCUCUUCGACUAGUCAUAACAUAUGACCAGUGAAAAGCAAAUGUUAUUAAGACAACUGAGAUAUAAGGCCUAAUGGAAACUGGUUAAAAUCGGUCUAAUAAAUGGUUACUAAGCAAACUGCAUAGUUAUCUGAAACACAGAUCCACAAAUGGAAAUUGUGUAUCGUUAGGAAUAAUUGGUUUGCAGGAAAAUACUAGUUGAAUGGUGGAUAAUUGGUGAAACUGGUUUCACUUCUUGCUCAUAACUUGAUAAAACGAAUACUGGUAACCUAAACACUUUAAUUAGUUUAAAGGAAUAAUUGUGAAACAACUUGCCACAUGUAUCUUAUUUGACUGAACUCGAGAGCUUUAAUAAUAUUAAACGUGGAGCUCUGGUAUUGCGCAUCUGUCCAGCUGCAUUAGUUCCUCUAAGCCCCUACAGGCGACAACACACGAGCCUUUGUUUUCAUUCUGUUACCAACAAAUGCAGCGAACAUUCUUCUGUUUUUGGAGUCCAUAUUUUUGUAUUUCAGUUAGUACGUUUAAAAAACUGUUUUUAUUUAAAUAAACGUAGAUUGCCCUAUGAAAAAUGC
This is a messenger RNA of Danio rerio (zebrafish), 1944 nucleotides long. It is a transcript of the gene lratd1, whose product is annotated as LRAT domain containing 1. NCBI's taxonomy places the organism in Eukaryota, Metazoa, Chordata, Actinopteri, Cypriniformes, Danionidae. The record is from RefSeq and is marked provisional.